CUCGAUCCCUCGCUCGUUCUCGAGGCCAAUUUCAUGAAAGGUGUGCCACCGCUUACUUGUCAAGUGCGAUAAUACAGUUUUUCAAUUGACAAUUGAAACAGCGGAAUGCAUUCGGUCUGUUCUUGUCUAAUUAGCAUGGAAAAAUAUAUGUAUAGCACGUGAAUUUCCCCAAAGAGUUUUCUGAAUAGAGGAAAAGAGGCAGUACAGUCAAUGUCGACGCAAGGAUGGUUUUCUGUAGAAGACGGACAUCAACAGAAAAAUUGGCAGCUAUCAGUGGUGCAGUUCUCAUGUUGUUUGCACUCGUACAAUACCAAGAAUUAUCUUUCCUGAAUAACUGCAACCAAAUCCAGGAGCACAACAUCAGACAGACGCUGCCCGUACCUUUGUUUAAUCUAUCGGAACUGUUCGUAGAGCUCAAGCCUGACAACAAAAAUAAUGCCUCAUCUUACAACAAUCCUUUACCUAAAGAUUUAAUGCAGACAGCUGUUCUUGCAGAACCGUAUAUAAAGAAGAGAAUGAAUCAGCAUAAUAAAGCAUGUCAGGGCAAAGAGUUCAUUAUUGGUCGAGAACCAGAUCGCAACAUACAAAGCCAUUUCCGAGUUAGCAAGUCUCAGAAACUCAUAUACUGCAGCAUAGAAAAAGCGGGAACCACCUUCUGGAGAAGAGUUCUUCAAGUCUUAGAUUCCACUAAUUUAGACAAUCCCUAUCAGAUAAAACCAUUGAAUGUGAAUAUCAAUUCUCAAUCUCUAUUUAGGGAAGACAUAUUUAGAAUGAUGGCAAACGUACGCACCCAUAUAGUAUUCAUGUUUGUUAGAAAUCCAUUUAAAAGACUUUUGUCAGGAUAUUUGGAUAAAAUAUACACAGCCAAUCCAUUUUACUGGAACUUGAUUGGAAAAGAAAUCCGUGCCCACACUAGAAAUAACACCCAGCCAACUCCUGUGCUAUUGGACAAGAUCAGGAAUCUAAAAACUGAGAAACCCCCUACCACGUGCUAUCAUAAUAUCAGUUUUGAAGAAUUUAUACAGUAUGUGAUUGAAGCAGAGAAUACGACAAAUCGGAGACGAGAUCCUCAUUUCAUGGCAAUGUACGACUUGUGCAAACCUUGUCAGUUACAGUACCAAUUUAUUGGGAAAAUGGAAACUUUCAAAAAGGAUUUUACAUUCAUUAUGAGGACGUUAAAUAUUUCAAAGUUUGAUGUCGAUGACUUAGCAGAAAAAGCUGUUGACGAUACUUUUGUUGACGUCGCGACAUCUUUAGAUGAAAGGAGGGAUGAAAUCAUCAAAUGUAUCUCAAUGCACGAAGCCUAUCUCCGCUCGUGGAAGCACAUGCAAAUCAAAGGACUGAUUAGCAUCGAUCAGAAAUAUCCUUAUAGUCCGAAACAAUCUCAGUACCUCAAACCUGUACAAUUAGUUCAAGCUAUGAAAGUGGCCAAAAUCAGCUCUACUUCAAAGGAAGGUUUACAUAAACAAAAAGAGAGGUUCCUUGUGGAUAUCUACAGGACAGUAGCUACAGAAAAGGUAGUCAAAAUGGUGCGAGUUUUGAAAAACGACUUCGAGAUCUUUGAUUAUGAUGCGUACCCUCCAUUCAUUUUUGCCCAUCAUCUGAGAGAGCGACUAAAACAUUUCGAUGUAUUUAAUGUAAUGUAAGGUGAAAAUUGUUAGGGAUAUCACAUAUUCCGCGUAUGACAGUGUACAUGUAUAAAGUAAAAUGCAACGACUGAAAGACAUUUAAAAUCGUAGAGAAUGUGU
Ostrea edulis (European flat oyster) is the source of this 1748-nucleotide messenger RNA. Its product is annotated as carbohydrate sulfotransferase 12-like. The transcript is spliced from 3 exons. Gene Ontology annotation, biological process: carbohydrate biosynthetic process. Gene Ontology annotation, molecular function: sulfotransferase activity. Gene Ontology annotation, cellular component: membrane. The record is from RefSeq and is a predicted model, not a curated record. Bases 225 to 1646 code for a protein of 473 amino acids. NCBI's taxonomy places the organism in Eukaryota, Metazoa, Mollusca, Bivalvia, Ostreida, Ostreidae.